AUGGUGUGUGGUGUUUGCAGUGAGCCCGAGAAUGAUACGAUCUCACAAUUGAUUUUGCGGCGUCUUUUCGAUGGCCAUUAUAACAAGAACACGGUGCCGUUGAAGACGUCGGCGACGGUAGUGUCGAUUGAAUUUGGAAUUCAGAAUAUUGCUCAAGUUUCCGAAAUGUCUGCUAGUUUCACAUUAGACUUAUUAUUCAGUCAAAUUUGGCACGACCCACGACUUCGAUUUGAUCAUAUAACGACAUGUUUACAAAAUUUGACUUUAGGAUACUCAAUGGUGGAAAAACUGUGGACUCCAAACGUUUGCUUUGUCAAUUCAAAGAAGACUGAAAUCCAUUCGUCCCCAACGCCUAACAUAUUCUUAAUGAUAUACCCAAAUGGAACAGUUUGGGUUAAUUAUCGUUUACAAGUGCAUAGUCCUUGUAUGGUUGAUUUGGUGUUGUUUCCGAUGGAUGUCAUGAACUGCGAGCUCAUCAUUGAAAGUUACGCAUACAAUGCUGCCAAAGUGAAAUUAAACUGGAGAGAAUGGCAACCGGUUUUUUCUAUAGCCAAAUCGAAGUUAUCCGAUUUUACACUUUAUGGUCUUCAGUGGACCAAAAACAGCUUCGAAUAUGCUGCAGGUCAAUGGGAUCAGCUGACGGUAUCUUUGACCUUCUCAAGAGCUUAUGGAUUCUACAUUCUACAAAUGUAUAUCCCAACAUAUUCAUCCGUUUUCUUAUCAUUUGUGAGCUUCUGGAUUGAUUUGAAAGCGCUUCCGGCUAGAAUUACUCUAGCAGUUAGCUCAUUGAUGGCCCUCACAUUCCAAUACGGAAAUGUGGCGAAAAACUUGCCAAGAGUUGGAUAUGUCAAAUCAAUAGAUGUUUAUAUGGUUCUAACCACUGCAUUCAUUUUCUUAACAAUGAUUGAAGUCGCUUUUGUAUGCUAUUUGGAAAGUGAAAAUAAUCAAAGAAGAAAAGAGCGGCAAUCGAGGAAAAAGAAAGAACGGAUGGAGUCGAUGCAAAAAAAAAAAGAUAGAAAGAAAAACAAUACGUAUGGGGCUACGACGGUGACCAAUCCGAACGCAAUGGAACAAGAUUUCCGAACCAAUUACGAUGAGCCGAUGAAUGGUGGUGCAACAUCCCACAAGGCUUCGAUUUCUCGACAAGCUAACUCCAUGUUCGAAUCGUUGCACGCUUUGGCAACAAUUGGUCUUCUGACUGACGACGAAGAUGAAAAUACCAAGUGGACUGCGCAAAACGUCGACAAAUUCUGCAGAAAAGCUUUUCCCUUGUCAUUCAGCUUUCUUAAUAUCAUCUACUGGUGCUAUUUAUUUAAAUUAUAA
Molecule: messenger RNA, 1323 nt
Organism: Caenorhabditis bovis
Lineage: Eukaryota; Metazoa; Nematoda; Chromadorea; Rhabditida; Rhabditidae
Source: the annotation of a GenBank genome assembly